Labrus bergylta (ballan wrasse) is the source of this 3514-nucleotide messenger RNA. It is a transcript of the gene frmpd2, whose product is annotated as FERM and PDZ domain containing 2. The record is from RefSeq and is a predicted model, not a curated record. Lineage: Eukaryota; Metazoa; Chordata; Actinopteri; Labriformes; Labridae. Gene Ontology annotation, cellular component: cytoskeleton. Gene Ontology annotation, molecular function: protein binding.
AUGGGUACAUUUGUGACCCUGACUGAAGUGUUGGAGGCUCGGGGUUCACCACUGGAUGAGGAUGAGGUCUGGUGUCUCCUGCUGGCCAGCACUGAGGCCUUACUGGACAUUUCAAAAGAAGGUUCAGGUAACAUGUGCAGUGUGCUGAGUCCGGGCUCAGUGCUUCUCUCAGCCAAUGGGAGUCUGGCCUUCAAAAGCUGUGCCCGGUAUGAAGACGUGGCCUCCUUCACAGCUCCUGAAGCUCAGGGUCACACGUCCUCCUCCAGGACCGCAGUUGAAAAGAUGGGUUACUCACUUGGGAUGACCCUUUACUGGUGUGUUGAUUAUCAUCUUCCACAAAACCAGCCUGUCCAGCUGAGUGCAGAGCUGGAGGGUCUGCUGCUGAGCAUGUGCGAGGACGUCGAGGUUCGGAGGAACGACCUGCUGACGGUGCUGGAGACCUGUGAGCUUCACCAUAAGGUCGCGAUGCUGCCUCCUGCUGAACAGCUGGUCAGGCAGCUGGUGGAAGAUGUCUACAGAAACUCAGUCGAUCAUGUGUCCAUGUCUGAAAAUGGAUCCCCACUCACAGACCGCAGUCAAAUCGUCAGGGACAGAUUACACGGAGGUUCAUUUAGUAACUCGACAUGGGCUUCGAAGAGGAUCUCUAGAACAUUCUCAGGAGCAUCUUAUGCAUGCGAGCCCAUACGGACUCCCUCAGCAAGUCGACACAGAGAGAGUUAUAGCAGCUGGCAGCAACUGAACCGCAGCCCCAGUUCUUUCCAGGAUGGCAAUCGAAACUCCAACUCAAGAUUGCUCACACAGUUCGGUUCCACGGUGACUCUGAGUGACAAGAAAGCGAAAGACAUGGGUCCAGAGUUUAUAAAGAUGUUAGACGAGCCACCGGUUACCUUAGAGCUCCCUGGAUCCAUUGUGUCAAAGAAAGGAAAAUCUCCAACCACUCAGAGGGAGCUGACUGUGGUGAUGCCAAACGGUCAGAGCAUCCUGGUCAAGUGUGAGGUGAAGUCCAGGGGAGGGGACGUCUUUGACAUGAUCGUGGCCCACGCUAACCUAAUGGAACACUUCUACUUUGGCCUUGCUUAUAUUGACGAUAACGAAUUCUUCUUUGUGGACAAUGACACCAAGAUUUCCAAAGUUGCCCCAGAUAGCUGGAAGAAAGUGCCUACAACCACCUUUGUCCUUUUCCUCAGGAUCAAAUUCUUUGUCAAUGAUAUUUCUCUUCUUUUGCACAAACAGACCCGUCACCAGUUUUACCUUCAGCUCAGGAGAGACCUUUUAGAGGACAGACUGUCCUGCCAUGAGGAGACUGCUCUGUACCUGGGAGCGCUGGCUCUGCAGACAGAGUACGGAGACACGAUGCCUGAGGUGUAUGGUAGGAACUACUACCGCCCUGACCAGUAUGUCUCCAAGAGUGUGAUGGAGAAACGUGCCUUGCCAUAUAUUCAGGGGGAACUGAUGCGACUUCACACCAACAACAGUCAGAUGCUGCCCGACGAAUCAGAGCUCGAGUUCCUUAAGGUGUGUCAGCAGUUGCCUGAGUACGGCGUGUUUUUCCACCGUGUGUUGCGUGAGAAAAAGCCUUCAGAAGGGGAAAUUAUCCUCGGUGUCUGUGCCAAAGGAGUCACCAUCUACGAGGUUAAAGAUGGCUGCCGGUCAACCAGCCAGAAUUUCUUCUGGAGGGAGACAGCUACAAUCUCAUCAAGUCGUCGUAAAUUUAUUUUAGAGGGCCGGGGCAGCAAUAAGAAGUACACCUUCAUCACAGAGAGGUCAAAGAUUGCUAAAUAUUUGUGUAACCUCUGUUCAGCCCAACACAAGUUCAACAAUGAGAUGAACUCUCGCCAGCUCAGCCACAGCAUGGUCUCAGAGGAUAACAUCGUCCAGUAUGCUGCAGUGUGUCGGGCUCAGAGUGGCCGGCUCAAGUCCUUCUCUUGUUCAGAGACGCCUCAGGACGACAGUGGUCUGACCACGCCUCAGGAUGAUUCAGUGACCAAGCUGUGUGAUGAUGUUGCAGCGAGGAUCGAGGCCCGCAUUAAACAGCAGUGUCAGAGCCUCAAUGAACAGAGCACCUGUUCCAGCAGCCAGCGCGGCAGCCUUGCUAUGCGUUCCCCAUCCUGCUCUCAGAAGAGCGGAUCUGAGGCACCUUCAGGCUCCCCAGCAGCCAGAGAAACCCCAACAAAACUCGGGUCAUCAUCGGAGAGAGAAGUCAUUUGUGUUUCUCUGAGGAAAGACCCAAAGCUUGGCCUAGGUAUAGUCAUAGUGGGAGAGGACACUGUGGGGCACUAUGACUUGGGGAUCUUUGUUGCCUCCCUUGUGCCUGGUGGACCCGCUGAUAAGGACGGACGCAUCAGACCAGGUGGUCGACUGAUCUCUCUGAACCACAUCAGCCUGGAGGGCGUCACCUUCAACGAAGCAGCAGAGGUCAUGCAGAGCAGCCCUGAGGAGGUGCAGCUCAUUAUCUCACAGCCAAAAGUCCAUGUCAGCCCCAUCGUUGUGCGUUCUUCAGCACUAAGGAACUACGAGUCCAACAGUACACCGAUGACAGACGGGCAGUUAGGGGAGGAUAGUCUGGACGAGAUCGUUUCAGUCAUGAUGACACCAAAGACAGGCAACAGGCUUUCUGUCCCCCGAGAAGUACGAGUCAUCGGUGCACAGGACAGCCCCAUGAAUUGUGCGAGGACAGAGAUCACUGUGGAGCUCAGAAAGAUAUCGGGAAGUCUGGGCAUCAGCAUCUCUGGUGGCGCCAACACUAAUCUACAAGGGAUCUACAUCAGAAGCCUUGUUCCCGGAGGGGCUGCUGAAAGGGAUGGACGCGUACAUACAGGUGACAGACUGCUGGAGGUGGAUGGGAUUAGCUUCCAGGGCUUCACCCACCAACAGGCUGUGAGCUGCCUGAGCAAAACGAUGGAGGUGGUAACCUUGACAGUGGAGCGGCAGUCCAUGAAUGUACCAAGGGUUUCUCUAGACACCUGCAGCAUUGGAUCCAAUCACAGCAUCCGUCCAGCCAGCAGCCGACUAAGAUUCAGCAGCUGCUCAACGAUCAGUCCUCCUCCAAACAUGAACUCAGACCAGCCCAAGGUUUACGGCUUUGUAAAUGACGACAACACUCAGGAAGUGACUCUGACUAAGAGUGCAAACGGCCUGGGCUUCAGCUUCCUGAUGUGCGAGCUGGAUCCACCCACACGAGACUUUAGCAGUCUGGUCCGGAUUAAAGAGCUUUUCCCCGACCAACCAGCCCAGCAGAGCGGCAGGAUCCAGGAGGGAGACGUCCUGUUGGCCAUCAAUGGCGAGUCACUCAAGGAGAUGUCCUAUCCUAAGGUACUAAAGCUGUUCAAGAAUUCACCUCCUGACGUUCGACUGACUCUCUGUCGGCCCUCACCAGGUAUCCUUCCAUCCAUUGAUCAGUUUAAUGGAACAUGAACGACGUCACUGUGUUGCACAGCGCCAGAAUUGACAGACGUUUGGAAGCAACUCUGUGCUCCUUGAUCAACCGGGACGUGGUGACGGAGGUCGAGGGCAG